AAAAGCAAGCGUUAACCUAAAACUGUAAACCCAAUCUACUAAUUUAAGAAUGAUAUAUAGGAUAACACGAUUUUUGUUAACUCUCCAAAAAUAUAAAAUCUGAAACAUCUUUUACAUCUCUGUUUUUUUAUCCUGCAAUCCACAAUACUUACGAAACUUCCUUUUUCCUUUACCCCCUAUUAGUUCUCCCUCCUUAUAUAUUUAUACACAUACCAAACCAACCCCAAAACCCCCAAAAUCCUCUCCUCUAUUAUCAUUUACUUGUAUAACCAAAAAAAAGAAAAAAAAGAAAACAAUCCUAUCCAAAAAUCACCACCUCCACCAUCCAAAAUAUGGCGGCACCGCCACCAAAAACUCCACGAACAUGCUCUCAGUGCGGCAACAACGGCCACAACGCUAGAACUUGCACUGAGCUAACUGAACUAUCCGCCACCGCUGCCGCUACCGCUUCUGCUGGGGCUCCUGUACCUGGUUUCAUGCUGUUUGGGGUGAGACUAACAGCUUUAGAUAACUCUCCUCCAUCUCCUUCACACUCGAUUUCUCCGUCUUCGUCGAUUUUUCGAAAAAGUAUGAGUAUGAAUAACCUCUCACAUUAUGAACAACAACAUCUACCACAUGAUCAUUCUUCUCUUGGUAAUGUUAAUGAUAUUGUUGCGUCUGGUUAUGUUUCUGAUGACGCUCUUCAUGCUUCUGGUAGUCGAAUCCGUGAACGCAAGAGAGGUGUUCCUUGGACGGAAGAUGAGCACAGGCUAUUUUUAACGGGGCUGAAUAAAGUAGGAAAAGGAGAUUGGAGAGGAAUUUCUAGGAAUUUUGUAAAGACAAGAACACCAACACAAGUUGCAAGCCAUGCUCAAAAAUAUUUUCUCCGGCGAAGCAACGUCAACCGCCGUCGCCGGAGAUCUAGUCUCUUUGACAUCACCACCGACGCAGUGAGCCAUUCAUCUAGAGAGAACCAGUUAUUAGGAAGUCAAGAUUCAUCUUGUCAAUCAAAAGCAAGUGCAAGUGCAAGUCAUCAUCAAACCACCACAUUUGCUUCCCCUUAUCCUCCUUCAUUGAGGCCAAUUUCAACCAAACACGGCCGUUCAAUUGCAAUACUUCCGGUCCCACCUUCUUCAAAGAUGGCAAGUCUUAAUCUAAACCAAUCACCAACAUCAUCACCAUCAUCAUCCUCAACAUCAAUCUAUAAUACUAAAGAAAGAGAAUAUGAGCCCUUCCUUUCCCUCAAGCUCUCACAAGCGCCGUCCGAUGAGGAAUCUUCUAGGCGAUCAUCCCCCACCUUUGGAGGAUUCAAUGGCAGUGGAGAUAGCAUUAUUAGUGUUGCUUGAAAGGGAAUAAAGACAAUGAUGAUUAUGAUAGAUUAAAAUAGUUAUUAUUUGGGUUGUAAAGAGGGUGGUGAUUGAUUAUAUUAAUUAAGAUAAGUUUCUUUUUACUA
This is a messenger RNA of Beta vulgaris subsp. vulgaris (sugar beet), 1432 nucleotides long. Its product is annotated as transcription factor MYB1R1. Gene Ontology annotation, molecular function: zinc ion binding; DNA binding. Bases 333 to 1325 code for a protein of 330 amino acids. NCBI's taxonomy places the organism in Eukaryota, Viridiplantae, Streptophyta, Magnoliopsida, Caryophyllales, Amaranthaceae. The transcript is spliced from 3 exons. The record is from RefSeq and is a predicted model, not a curated record. Gene Ontology annotation, biological process: response to ethylene; response to auxin; response to gibberellin.